Cornus florida is the source of this 2573-nucleotide messenger RNA. RefSeq names its product scarecrow-like protein 1. The transcript is spliced from 5 exons. Gene Ontology annotation, biological process: regulation of DNA-templated transcription. Bases 547 to 2286 code for a protein of 579 amino acids. The record is from RefSeq and is a predicted model, not a curated record. NCBI's taxonomy places the organism in Eukaryota, Viridiplantae, Streptophyta, Magnoliopsida, Cornales, Cornaceae. Gene Ontology annotation, cellular component: nucleus. Gene Ontology annotation, molecular function: DNA-binding transcription factor activity; sequence-specific DNA binding.
GAACCAAUUGGGUGCAUCUUUGACAGAAAGUUGUGCUGUCAACAACUUCAGUCAGACAAGUUGGCAAAGACAUGGAGGACAAAAGUAAAAGAUGAAAAUGGAGCACACAAGUCUCCUCUUCUCAAAGAAAAGUUUUGUGCGAGUUUUAAAUUCAUUUUUCUCUGAUUCCAGAAGAUUGAAUUUUCUUGGCAUGGUGGUCUUUUUGGCAACUUGGUGUUGAAAUUUUCAUCUUUUCAUAUUAUCGAAUUGGGUAGCUGCCUAGCUGGUUAUGGUCUCUUUUGCCUCAUCUUGAUUGCUUCCUUCUGUUUCAGCCAGAUGCUUCACAGUGUCUACAGUUCCCAUUUCUUUCAUUAUACGUGGAUUCAUCUACAUGCACAAUAGCCUUCCACUGAAAUAUAAACAUCUUCCAUUUCAGCAUACAAAUGAAAAGAACACACGCAUCCCAGUAACUUCAAAGGGAUUUCAAUUGUGAGCAUCACUGUAGAGGACACAAAUUUUAUGGUAAACAGAAACUUGGUCGGAAACUGUGUGCAUUAAAAGUGAUCCAUGUCUUUAGUUCGAUCUGGAGAUCAUUCUUCCACAUCAUAUGGAAAUCACAAGCUCUACUCACUAGAAGAAAGCAGCAACAGCUCUGGCUUGUCCACUCCAGUAUUCAACUCUGAUAAGCAUAGGACCAUGUAUGCGACUGGAUCUUAUAGCGGUGAGAGUUAUGAUUUGAAAUACUUCCUCGACUCCCCAGCAGAAGAACUUAUACACCCACCUAGAUCUAAUGAACCAGGGAAUCAAUUCCACCACCAAGUUGCCUCUUGUUACCAGCUAAUGCCUGCUCAAAACUCAUUUAACUCCCCAUUUGCGACCAAAAGACAUCACAAUCCCUGUCAGACCAAUUUUGAUUUGGAAUACUUGGAAAGUCCAAGUCCAGAUACACUAGACUACGAUGAGGAUAAGAUGAGAUUAAAGCUUCAAGAACUGGAGAGUGCGCUACUUAGCAAUAACGAUGGUGAUGACGACAUUUUUAGCCCUAAUGAGAGCAUGGACAUGGAUGGUGAAUGGACUGAGCCAAUCCAUCAUGUAAUGCUCCAUGACUCGCCCAAGGAGUCUUCAUCUUCGGUUUCCAAUGGUAGUAGCAUCAGCAGCAAUAAAGAAAUAUCAUUAACCACUGCUCGGACUCCCAAGCAGAUGCUCUUUGAUUGUGCUGCUGGAAUUUCAGAUGGACACAUUGAGGAAGCAUCCACAAUGAUAAACGAACUCCGGCAAAGGGUGUCAAUCCAAGGAGAUCCUCCCCAGAGGAUUGCAGCGUAUAUGGUGGAAGCACUUGCAGCUCGAAUGGCUACCUCUGGGAAAGGUCUUUAUAAAGCUCUGAAAUGCAAAGAGCCCCCCUCUAACGAUCGACUGUCAGCCAUGCAGGUUCUUUUUGAGGUUUGUCCAUGUUUUAGGUUUGGAUUUAUGGCAGCAAAUGGUGCUAUCAUGGAGGUAUUUAAGGAUGAAAAGAUAGUUCAUAUAAUAGAUUUUGAUAUAAGCCAAGGAAGUCAAUAUAUAACACUAAUACAAACACUUGGUACUAGGCCUGGUAAGCUACCGCACUUGAGGUUAACUGGGGUUGAUGACCCUGAAUCAGUUCAACGUCCCAUUGGAGGCCUAAAAAUGAUUGGGCAAAGGCUUGAGAAACUGGCUGAACAAUAUGAAAUUUCAUUUGAGUUCCGGGCAGUGGCCUCAAAAACUUCAAUAGUCACCCCAGCAAUACUGAACUGUCAACCUGGGGAAGCGCUAGUGGUGAAUUUUGCUUUCCAGCUUCAUCACAUGCCCGAUGAGAGCGUUUCAACGGUGAACCAGCGAGACCAGCUUCUGCGGAUGGUCAAGAGCUUGAACCCGAAACUUGUAACAAUUGUUGAACAAGAUGUGAAUACUAAUACUGCCCCAUUUUUACCUAGGUUUGUUGAAGCCUACAAUUACUAUUCAGCCGUGUUUGAGUCUCUGGAUGCGACUCUUCCAAGGGAUAGCCAGGAGAGGCUGAAUGUUGAAAGGCAGUGUCUGGCACGAGACAUAGUGAACAUUGUUGCCUGUGAGGGAGAAGAAAGAAUAGAGCGCUAUGAAGUUGCUGGGAAAUGGAGAGCAAGGAUGAUGAUGGCCGGAUUCACUUCAUGUCCGAUUAGUCCAAAUGUGAAUGAUGCAAUUAAAAAACUUAUAAAGCAGUACUGUGACAGGUACAAGGUGAAUGAGGAAAUGGGCGCGCUACAUUUUGGAUGGGAAGACAAAGUCUUGAUUGUUGCUUCGGCUUGGAGGUAAAAGUUACUAUUUGGUUACCGGAAUUGUUGCAGCGUCUGGCUUAUCUUAAUGUUGUUUGUCUUUGAUCAUACAUUUUGUUUUCGAUAAGAAUGUGACUACAUAUAAAUCUAAGUUGAAAAUAAAAACUUAUCUAGUUUCUGUACUAAAUUAGGUUCUAAAAGAGUAUUAGGUUGCAGCGAAUUCCUUACAAUUCAUUAAAUACUCCACUCUUUUAACACCCUUGUUUGUAUGACUUUGGUUUUUACUGCUUUGGAUCAGUUCAAGGUUGCUUCCUUGCUACCAACUAA